Messenger RNA from Antechinus flavipes (yellow-footed antechinus), 2485 nucleotides. It is a transcript of the gene CDK5RAP1, whose product is annotated as CDK5 regulatory subunit associated protein 1. Gene Ontology annotation, molecular function: 4 iron, 4 sulfur cluster binding; tRNA-2-methylthio-N(6)-dimethylallyladenosine(37) synthase activity. Gene Ontology annotation, biological process: tRNA modification; negative regulation of cyclin-dependent protein serine/threonine kinase activity. Lineage: Eukaryota; Metazoa; Chordata; Mammalia; Dasyuromorphia; Dasyuridae. The record is from RefSeq and is a predicted model, not a curated record. The transcript is spliced from 14 exons. The coding region runs from base 385 to 2166 and encodes 593 amino acids. Gene Ontology annotation, cellular component: cytosol; mitochondrion.
CCCUAACACCGUUUGAUUGGACCGAGUCGUAUUAAUAGACGUCCCGCACAUGUUCUCAAACUCUCUCUGUUCCACCCCUGCCCCUCUCCCAUGCGAUCUUGAGUGUUCCAGACGGUUCCACCCCCGCUCCCCCCCACCCUGGUUUUAGAUGUGACCUCUAGGGGACUCGCGGGCAGUCACUACAUUUGGGGCCGGGGGGAAAGGGAUAGGUGACUGCACAAGCCGCGUCUGAAGUGACUAGUACCCGGUCUGGGGUAGGGACACACCGAGAGAAACGUUAAACCAGAACCCCUAGGAAGUGUCCGAUGUCCCGCUUCCGUUUUCAGCACUUGCCCCACUACACCUUGACUUUGUUCGUUCUUUUUUGGAUCUCUUCCUCUCGACAUGCAACCUUUAAAAUACGCCUUGAAAACCAGUCAGACUCUGAGGCAGAGUCCGUUGUCCUUGGUAAUCUGGCAGAUCUUCAGAACUUACAGAACAACAAGUAAUUUCAAGACAAAAGUAUAUCCAGACUUAGAAAAACAGCAAGAUAAUGGUGUCCAGAGGGAUUUCAGCUCCAGACUGGCUACAGGACCAACAUUUCAGCACUUUUUAAGAAAUGUCUUAACACCUCAAGAGGAAUCAGAAAAAUCUGAUUCCUCUGCAGCAGUAGAGGAUAUGCCCCCUUACCUUUCUACAGAAGCCCUUGUAGGAAAAAGGAGAAAAGUCUAUCUGGAGACAUAUGGCUGCCAAAUGAAUGUUAAUGAUGCAGAGAUUGCUUGGUCCAUUCUGGAGAAGAAUGGCUACUUGAGAACUAAGAACCUUCAUGAGGCUGAUGUGAUUCUUCUUGUCACAUGUUCAAUCAGGGAGAAGGCUGAACAGGCUAUCUGGCAUCGUUUAAAACGACUUAAAUCUGUAAAGGCCAGACGGCUCAAAUCACAAGUUCCUCUUCGAAUUGGGAUUCUAGGAUGUAUGGCUGAAAGGUUGAAAGAAGAGAUCCUGCAGAGGGAACAAUUGGUGGACAUUAUAGCUGGGCCAGACUCUUACCGGGAUCUUCCUCGACUGCUGACUUUAGCUGACUCUGGCCAGCGAUCUGCUAACGUUCUGCUUUCACUGGAAGAGACCUAUGCAGACAUCAUGCCCGUUCAGACAAGUCCAAAUGCCACAUCAGCAUUUGUGUCAAUUAUGCGAGGUUGUGACAACAUGUGUAGUUACUGCAUCGUUCCUUUCACACGGGGUCGUGAAAGGAGCCGGCCAGUUGCCUCCAUUCUGGAGGAAGUGAAGAAACUCUCUGAGCAGGGUCUGAAAGAAGUGACACUCCUUGGACAGAAUGUCAACAGCUACCGAGACAACUCAGAAAUCCAAUUCAAUAAUGCAGCACCUACUAAUUUAAGUCGAGGAUUUAGUACGAAUUAUAAGAUGAAGAAAGGAGGCCUUCGAUUUGCUGAUCUUCUAGAUCAGGUCUCCAGAAUCGAUCCUGAAAUGAGAAUUCGCUUCACUUCUCCCCACCCCAAGGAUUUUCCAGAUGAGGUUCUACAUUUGAUCCAGGAGCGGAAUAAUAUUUGUAAACAGAUCCAUUUGCCAGCUCAGAGUGGAAGCAGCCGGAUUUUGGAAAUCAUGAGAAGAGGAUAUACAAGGGAAGCUUAUUUGGACUUGAUUCAUCAUAUCAGAGAAUCUAUUCCAGGAGUGAGCCUCAGCAGUGAUUUUAUUGCUGGAUUCUGUGGAGAAACAGAAGAAGAUCACCUCCAAACUCUGUCCUUGCUUCGGGAAGUCCGCUACAAUGUAGGUUUCCUUUUUGCCUACAGUAUGAGACAGAAGACACGAGCAUAUCACAGGCUUCAGGAUGAUGUUCCAGAGGAGGUCAAACAGAGGAGGCUUGCAGAGUUGAUCACUGCCUUCCGAGAAGGAGCUGCAGAAGCCAACAUGGCUGUGGUUGGCCACACUCAGCUUAUCCUUGUGGAAGGGCCCAGUAAGCGCUCUACCACUGAGUUAUGUGGAAGGAAUGAUGGAAACAUUAAAGUGAUCUUUCCUGACAUCGAGAUGGAAGAUAGCAUUAACUCUGGGAGCUUAACCCGAGCCCAGCCAGGAGAUUAUGUAUUAGUGAAGAUCACCUCUUCCAACUCUCAGAGCCUGAAAGGAGUUGCUCUCUGCCGAACAUCUCUACAAGAGUUCUCAGCACGUUGCUGACCUGAAUUGACAUCCCCAAAGUUCUUCUGGAUGCCCUGUUAGUGAUGUUGUGAGAAGAUUCUUGUGGCUACAGAUUGUACUACAUACAAAUCUGGGGUCACUUCCAACUCUGAAAUUCUGUGAUAAAAUGGCACUUGAAUAGGUUUUGUCAAAGAGAAAUUGAGAAGUGACUGGUUAAAUAGUAAAAUUUCUCUGACAAGGAAUCAUCAUCAGUUAGGGAAGGAACUUUAUGUCAGAUGGAAAAAGAAUCUUCUGGAUUUACCUGUUACAUGGAAGCAUCUCUAAGAAUCACUAUUAAAUGAUUACCCUGUAGCUAAAA